Messenger RNA from Aureobasidium musti, 1056 nucleotides. The record is from the annotation of a GenBank genome assembly. NCBI's taxonomy places the organism in Eukaryota, Fungi, Ascomycota, Dothideomycetes, Dothideales, Saccotheciaceae.
AUGUCUUCCAUUCCUCGAAGAUCUCUUCUCGAUAAGGACAUCUGGUUCGCAGAGUUCAACAAAUGGGCUGAGAACAACCCCGAAAUCCUUGUUGACACUCUCAAUCCUGAUUUCUUCAAGCCAGUCAUUGAAGCAGUCAGUCUUGUGGGUGUUGAGUAUAAACUUAUGAUGCUUGCCAACAUCUACCAGUUCUGCGACUCUGACGAAGCUGUCAUCGAAGCGCUCAAAGAUGAAAUUGAACUCCUCGAGACUGAGAACGAACGCCUUGAUGAUUACCUAGGUAAGUGGAUUGCCGAGUUUCCCUUCAUUUCUCCCAAGCUUGUUGAUGAGUAUCUGUUGCUUCAAACACAUGCAGGCAAUACUACAAAUUCUGAGGCCAAAUUCUGCGCUAUCAUGACCUGGUCCUCUCACUUCCCUCCUGGUUGCCAAUAUUUGUUGCGUGUAAGGACUGUACACACUCGCAGAAUCGAAAACUUGAGUGCAAAACGCGAUCUCUUUGCCUCUGGCCGUCUUCACUUCGAUCAAUGUUCGAGCAUCUCAUCAAUCCUUCAAUGGGAUGUGGACGAUUGGCCACACGGAUUUGGCUAUGAGCGCUCCCCUAUGCCGAAUGGUCUUGCUGAUUUUGAUCCUCCAUCAUUGACGAAGAAUGACCACGGCAAGGCCCUCUCGUACGUUCGAUCUGCAGCUUUCAUCCGCUCUGAGCGUCGCCGUUCAGCUCUCGCUCGUCUACAACAAGGUAGAGGAGGUCUGAGCGACUUCCUUGCCCCCAGCUUCAUCGACAUUUGGUACCACCAAUUCUCAAAAUGGCUUACUGACACUUUGCCUGUCUUAUUCAGAACUGAUUCUGCGUAUGCGGCACAAUGGAUUGAUGUCGGUAACGAACUCAAAGCCAUGCACCACCGUUGGACCGCUGAAGCUGAAUAUCAGGGCCCUCGCGUCUUGACUACCAAGAACGCCUGCUUUUCGUUGUCAAGAGACAAGACUCGUGUGCGUCGUGAUGUUGGUCAGUUUUCCCUCCCUUCUAGACACAUCCCCAUCUGCAUUGAACUUGAUUAA